Messenger RNA from Cryphonectria parasitica EP155, 753 nucleotides. RefSeq lists its product as uncharacterized. Lineage: Eukaryota; Fungi; Ascomycota; Sordariomycetes; Diaporthales; Cryphonectriaceae. The coding region runs from base 1 to 753 and encodes 250 amino acids. The record is from RefSeq and is a predicted model, not a curated record. The transcript has 5 exons.
AUGAAGCUGUCAACACUCAUUCUCGUGUGUGCCGGUAUGGCACUGGCCAAGAAAGGCAGCGGUGACAAGACAAAUGGAGGCAAGGGGACGGGCGCAACCAGCGCGCAGAGCAAUUCGACUGCAGUGAACAAUUAUAACAACAAUUCAAAUUUGACGGCUUUGGCGACCAACAACAGCAGUACUGCCAUCACAAACACGACACUGGCUUCUUCCAAUAAUUUUGGUAGCAAUACUAACGUGAAUGCGGGUGCUUUGACCGGCCAAGAGAACGGCGCGGCUUGCAUCAGCGUUGACGCCCUGAACAACGUCAACGCCGCAGAUGUCAACCUUGCUAUGGUCGAUUCAGUUUCUGAUAUUCGUGGGGCCAUCAACCUGCAAGAUCCCCUAUCUAUCGCCGAGGGCAUUGUGGUGCUUAUGGACGGCUUCUGCCUGGGCCAGACUGUCGAUUUGAACGCCCUCCUCGGUCUCGGUAUUGAUGACGAGGCGAACAUAUUCCUUGAGCUCGCACAGCUAGCUCAGCUCGAGUCUCUCGGCUUUCUCAACGGAGACGGCGUUCAGAGUCUCGUCGAGUCCAAUCUCCUAUUCAAUGGCAAUGGAAAUGUCUUUAAUCUGGCUGGUGUCAAGCGCGAAGUUGGGACAACGAAAGCCGCCAUGGAGGAUGCCACCGCACGGCGUAGCAAAAUCCGCAGAACCCGCAUCAAGGGACGAUCAUGCAACGCGACCCUCAACACCGGAUGGAUUACUACCGAUUGA